Molecule: messenger RNA, 1213 nt
Organism: Zophobas morio
Lineage: Eukaryota; Metazoa; Arthropoda; Insecta; Coleoptera; Tenebrionidae
Product: amyloid-beta A4 precursor protein-binding family A member 2-like
Exons: 10
Coding region: 61-927 (288 amino acids)
Biological process (GO): chemical synaptic transmission
Cellular component (GO): plasma membrane; dendritic spine; cytoplasm
Molecular function (GO): protein binding
Source: RefSeq, a predicted model, not a curated record
GUUUAAUAUUUAUUUAAGUCUCUUCGUCUCUAGAACCUCGCAGUUACUGAGGAAUUGACCAUGAAUACUGCUUUGGAAGGCGUUAUAAUCGAAGAUUCUAAAAAAGAUAGUCUUGACAGUAAAUCUACUCUGCAACCAAUGGAGAUAUCUAAUAAGGACAGUGUAGAGACAACAACCUCAGUUAAAUCAGUGAACUUAAAGGAGACUGAAGAUGGGCAGGGAGAUUUAAAUCUUGAAUUGACUCAUGAUAAUGUUAGUAUGUUGCUUAGCCCAGAGAGAAAGGAAAGUUAUGAACGAAUGAUUUUUAAGGAGAAGUAUACAUAUCGUAACUUUAAGGGCUCUCGUUACAGUGAUUUCGAUUUGGAACUUUUUAUUAACGACGAAAGACAAAAACAUGUUCUUGUUCGAAAGUCUGCCGAAGAAUCUCUAGGCUUUAUGAUAACAGAGACAGGAAGGACAUCCCUUUUACCUUGUAUCUUCAUCUCCCACAUAUUUCCUGGCGGAGCUGCAGCCCGGAGUGGCGAGUUGUUUGUGGGCGAUCAAAUCUUAUUUGUUAAUAAUGUGUCUUUAGUGGGGCUCCCUUUCAACAGAAUACUAGAAGUUUUCAAAUGUUUUAGAAACGAUACACAAAUAGAGUUUUGUGUGAUACCCAUGCCUCCUGUAGAUAGUGUGGUAAUUUGUCGAUCUGAAUCCGUGAAUCAUAAGCUUGGUUUCGAUGUGCUUCACGGUGAAAUUAUAAGUGUUGACGUAGGAAGUGCUUCUCAUAAAGCUGGCCUUAAACCCGGUCAUAGAAUCACCGAAAUUAACGGGCAGAGUGUGGUGGGCGCUUCUCACCAGGAAAUUGUUAAGUGUCUACAAGAAGAAGUGGUUAACUUAAAAACUAUGCCCAGGGAUCUAUACGAAACUCUCGUAUGUCCACGUGACUAAGGAUUCGUUAUCAGGGGGGGUAAAGGCUACUUAGCAAGUUAUGUUUAUUUGGCCAUCUCUUCGCAUGAACUUUUGCGCAACCCUGAAACUUUUAAAAAUAAAGGCCCACUCACCUAUGUUAUGCGCUUCCAUUUUCAUAUUCCCAAAAACUUCAAAGCGCUGCAACUAUAUUGAAUAUACCGCAGGGCCAUCCCCGAUAGUAAAGUACAUCAACUACCCAUAAAUAAAUAACUUUGUAAAGAAUUAAAAAACAGGGGUAUCAUUACUAUUAACUUAUAUACAUGCA